AGCAUUCACUUGUCCAUCUCUUCCCUAAUAAUGGGUUGUGCGUCCUCGUUUUCACAACCUAAAUUCAGAAGUGAUAUUCCAGCUAAGACGACGCUUUUGCUAACAACGAAACAGAAGGAGCUCAUUCGGAAAUCAUGGGAACUGCUUCAUAAGAGAAGGGCUGAGGUCGGUGUCAAAGUUUUCCUGACACUUUUUGAAGAAGAUCCAGGAUUACAAAACAUGUUCGCGGAAUUCAGAGAGGUGAAACUUGAAGAGCUGGCGCGAACGCGAGAGCUUCACGGACAUACCGAGAGAGUGAUGCGUGCCGUGGAGAACUGCGUUAACGCGAUGGAUGACCCAGACUCUUUGCGAGCUUAUCUGACAGAGCUGGGAAGGAGACACGUAUAUCGAUCAGUAAAACCAACUGUAAGCAACCUUCACCUGAUUUCCAAAGCGUUGAUUUCAACCUUUAAAGAGACCAUUCAGGACGAGUGGACUCCUGAACUAGCGGCAGCCUGGGAACUACUGUUGAAUUAUUUCACUCUGAUGUUGAAGGAAGGAAUACGUUCGACAGUUGAUUGACACACAGACAUGUUCUUCCUCUUUCACUCAGGAAAAUUAACCCUCUGCGUUGAAAUUUAAAAAUUGAAAGUCACGAUAAUUCAUCUUGGAACGAAUCAAAUCGUCUGUUAAACUUUCUCUAUGGUUGACUUCACAACUUGUGGUGUUUGCGCCUUUUGUUUGUCUGCCCUGUUCACGCGUGUAAAAACCAGUUACCAAAAAACACACAAAUAAGCGGAGGUAGUUGAUAUGAUUUAAUAAUUUAAACCACGAAAUUUGCACAUUAUCCAUUUUAAAAAUACACAUAUAAAGAAGUUUCUGAUUUAUGCGAAACGUUUUUAUCUUUUAACUUGAUAACAUGGCACUACUCUACUCUUCUGAAUAGACCUUCACGUUAAUUAAAUUUUCGACGUUUCUAAU
Messenger RNA from Pocillopora damicornis (cauliflower coral), 960 nucleotides. RefSeq names its product neuroglobin. The record is from RefSeq and is a predicted model, not a curated record. Gene Ontology annotation, molecular function: oxygen binding; heme binding. NCBI's taxonomy places the organism in Eukaryota, Metazoa, Cnidaria, Anthozoa, Scleractinia, Pocilloporidae.